This is a messenger RNA of Rhododendron vialii, 2532 nucleotides long. RefSeq names its product (-)-germacrene D synthase-like. Gene Ontology annotation, molecular function: magnesium ion binding; nucleic acid binding; terpene synthase activity. The coding region runs from base 1 to 2274 and encodes 757 amino acids. The record is from RefSeq and is a predicted model, not a curated record. The transcript is spliced from 8 exons. Gene Ontology annotation, biological process: diterpenoid biosynthetic process. NCBI's taxonomy places the organism in Eukaryota, Viridiplantae, Streptophyta, Magnoliopsida, Ericales, Ericaceae.
AUGGGUUUUUCCAAGUUGAAUAUGGAUGGUGCGUAUAACUGUGUGACGGGCUCGGCCUCCACUGGGGGGAUUUUGCGUGAUCAUUAUGGUAUUUGGAUAGGUGGAUUCCACAGGAACAUUAUCACGGACUCGAGCCUAAAGGCAGAAUUAUGGGCCUUAAGAGAUGGUUUAAGUUUGGCAAAGGAUGAAAAUAUCAGAAAGCUGGAAAUUGAAGUAGAUUCCAUGAUUGUGUUAAACUUGAUUCAUGCCACUAACAUGGUGAAUCACCCGCUUGGCAAUUUGAUAUUUGAUUGUAGGUUGCUGAUGCAAGGGUUUGAGGAAGUUUCUAUCACGCAUAUCUAUUGCGAAGUUAAUCGGUGUGCAGAUGCAUUGGCAAAUGAUGCUCCGGUCUCGGUGGGAGAUUUAUAUAUCUACCCGGUUAUUCCUAUUUGUAUUUCUAGUUUCCUUUAUGCGGAUUUGAUUGGGGUCUCGUACCCUAGAAUUUCAGAGGGUGGGAAAGGAUUAGCUCUGGUUCAUUCGCCUUCUCUUAUUCCUUCUCAUUUCACAGCCACUCAACACAGAAAAAUGGAAUUCUCUUCUAUCCCAACUGCUUUAUUAACCUCAAGCAAGGCACCCGCACCCGUUAAAGUCACACGACGUCGCCCAGAAUCAGUUUUUCAUCCUAGUGUUUGGAGAGAUCAUUUCCUUGCCUACUCUUCUGCUGACAUGGAAGUGGAUAUCAACAUGAAGCAAAAUCAUCAACAGCUUAAAGAAAAUGUGAGAAAGCAACUAGUGGAAGCAAAGGGUAAAUAUUCACAACAAUUGGACCUUAUUGAUGCAAUCCAACGCCUAGGCGUGGCCUACCAUUUCGAAACAGAGAUUGACCAAGGAUUACAUCAAAUGUAUGAAACCUAUCAUCAAAAUGGUCACAAAAAUAUCAACAAUGAUGAGGAUCUUUACAUUACUGCUCUCUCAUUCCGAUUAUUUAGACAACAAGGAUAUGCUGUCUCUUGUGAUGUAUUCAACAAACUCAAGGACAGUGAAGGAAAAUUUAAGGAAUCGUUGAUUGGUGAUGUGAGAGGAUUAUUGAGUUUGUACGAAGCGUCAUUUCUAAGCGUACAUCAAGAAUAUAUACUAGAUGAAGCAAUGGAAUUUACCGCCACUUGCCUCAAUUCUGCACUACCAAACUUGAGCAAUAAUCCAAUCGCAGCACAAGUAGUUCAUGCUCUAUAUCAGCCCAUCCACAAGGGCAUGACAAGGCUCGAGUCAAGGCGUUAUAUUUCCUUCUAUGAAAAAGAUGAUUCCCACAACAAAGUUCUAUUGGAUUUUGCGAAAUUAGAUUUCAACUUAUUGCAGAAAUUGCACCAGAGGGAGUUGAGCGAAAUCACAAGGUGGUGGAAAGAUUUGGACGUUCCAAGGAAAUUACCUUUUGCAAGAGACAGAGUGGUGGAGAUGUACUUUUGGAUGUUGGGAGUGUACUAUGAGCCCCAAUAUAUUUUUGCUGUAAGGAUUCUAACCAAAGUGAUGUUCUUGGUUUCCCUUAUCGAUGACACAUAUGAUGCUAGCAAUGCUACCAUCGAAGAACUUGUGCUCUUCAAUGAUGCAAUUCAAAGGUGGGAAGUCAGUACCUUGGAUCAACUUCCAGACUAUAUGAAACUUGUUUAUCAAACAGUUUUGGAUACUUACAACAUUAUUGAUGAUGAAAUGGCCAAGCAAGGAAGAUCAUAUGGAGUCGAAUACGCAAAAUCCGCAUUGAAAGAUUUGGUUGGAGUAUACUUGACCGAAGCCAAAUGGUAUCACGAAGGCUAUGUUCCAAGUAUGGACGAGCAUAUGCCAGUUACACUAUUGAGUUGUGCCCACCAAGCUAUUUCAACCCUUUCCCUUAUUGGAAUGGGAGAGUUGGCGACCAAAGAGGCCUUUGAUUGGAUAUCUAGUUUUCCUUUGAUUGUCCAUGCUUCAUCAGUGGUUUGCAGGCUCGUGGAUGACGUAUUGGGCCACAAGUUUGAGCAAGAAAGAGGUCAUGUAGCCUCGUCAGUUGAAUGCUACAUGAAACAAUAUGGUGCAACAGAAGAAGAAGCUAUCAUUGAAUUCCAGAAACGAGUUCAAAAUGCAUGGAAAGACAUGAACUCAGAGUGCCUCCGCCCAACCUCUGUCCCGAUUCCUCUCCUCCGGCCACCUCUCAACCUUGCACGAGCUAUGUAUGUUUUAUUCAAGGAUGGAGAUCAUUACACCAACUCUGAAACCAUGUUCAAGGGAUUUGUGACUUUAGUACUUGUUGAUCCUGUGCCAACUUGAAAUCUCCCUCGCAAAAAUUGAGUCCAAAGAUCAAGUAAUCAUAUGUAUGCUUAUCAUUGCUUAAAGAAAUAAAAGAGUCAAAUCUGGGAUGAGUUUGUUUCUAAAAAAAAAAAUAGAAAAAGAAAAAAAAGAGUCUUCUAAACUAUGGCCUUGUCAGCUGAAUCCAUGUUUUUUUUCUUUUUAAAGCUAGGUUAAGGAUUCUCUGUAUUUAUCUUAUGCAAUGUAUUAUUUCCAUCAAGCAAUACAGUUGUCUUUCGC